This is a messenger RNA of Rhipicephalus sanguineus (brown dog tick), 1759 nucleotides long. RefSeq names its product adenylyltransferase and sulfurtransferase MOCS3 (gene Uba4). Gene Ontology annotation, biological process: tRNA wobble position uridine thiolation; protein urmylation. Gene Ontology annotation, molecular function: URM1 activating enzyme activity; thiosulfate-cyanide sulfurtransferase activity; adenylyltransferase activity. The transcript is spliced from 12 exons. The coding region runs from base 134 to 1423 and encodes 429 amino acids. Gene Ontology annotation, cellular component: cytosol; cytoplasm. The record is from RefSeq and is a predicted model, not a curated record. NCBI's taxonomy places the organism in Eukaryota, Metazoa, Arthropoda, Arachnida, Ixodida, Ixodidae.
CCCUCAACAUGUGGUUCCGGUUGGCGGUCUGUUUUGCCGCUUUUGCUUCAACGGCGCGUUCUCGGCAAACUUUCACCGACUCGCAGCUGCGGAUGUUUUCCAACUGCAAAUUCCACUGAACUUGCUGGCUGAAAUGGAGUCAGAGGUAGCCUCCCUACGCGCUCAAGUGGCGGCAAAAGACGCAGAAAUACAGAGACUUCGACAGGAACUGUCGCACGAACAGGCUCUUGCGGGUGUGAUUGACGCAGCUUUGACCAAGGACGAUGUGUCGCGUUACAGCAGGCAGAUGUUGCUGCCCGGAUUUGGCGUCCGAGGACAGAAAGCGCUUAAAUCGGCAUCCGUGCUAAUCGUCGGUGCUGGUGGAUUGGGAUGUCCGUGUGCGGCGUACUUGGCUGCUGCAGGAGUUGCUAAAAUAGGAAUUGUUGAUUUUGAUGCUGUGGAGAAGAGCAACCUCCACCGACAGAUCCUCCAUUCUGAGGCCAAGGUGGGCCUGUCCAAAGUAGAUUCUCUGGUGAUUGCUCUUAGGGAGUUGAACUCUCAGCCGGAGUACGUCCGGCACUCGGCAGUCCUCGACAGCUCCAAUGCCUUGGACAUCAUUGGCAGAUACCAGGUUGUGGUCGAUGCCAGUGACAAUGCGGCCACCCGAUACCUGGUCAACGAUGCAUGCGUACACCUGGGCCGCCCCCUGGUGUCGGGCAGUGCUCUGCGUUGGGAAGGACAGCUGACGGUGUACGGAUAUCGUGGUGGUCCCUGUUACCGGUGUCUCUUCCCACAGCCACCCCCCACCUCCACCGUCACCAACUGCUCGGAGGGAGGCGUCAUAGGCAUGGUUCCUGGUGUUAUCGGCUGUAUGCAGGCACUCGAAGUGGUGAAAAUUCUCACCGGACACGGAGAUGUCUGCUCUGGAAAGCUGCUGCUGUACGACGGUGCGGACGCAAGGUGGCGACAGGUGGCACUCAGGGGAAAGCUACCCGACUGCGACGUCUGUGCCGACCCGUCAAAGCCUCCUGCAGUACGGGAUUACGCUGCUUGGUGCGGCAUAGGUCCAACCAACAAGUGCAGUGGCCUCACUGUGCUACCCAAGGAGCUGCGGAUCUCGUGCCAGGAUCUGAAGGACCGACUUCUGCGCAAGGAGCCCAGCAGUCUUCUGCUCGACGUUAGGCCUAAGUACCAGUUUGAGAUGUGCCACCUUCCUGGAAGCCUCAACAUUCCUCUUGAGCAGCUGGAUAAUGAACUCAGUUCGUUGGACGAUAAACUGGCAGAGAACACAGAAGUGGUUGUAAUAUGUCGCCGUGGCAACGACUCUCAGCUGGCAGUGGAAAAGUUGAGACAAGCUUGGAGAGAAAGGGUCAAGGUGCGCGACGUCCGAGGAGGCCUGGAGGCCUGGGCCAGAACUGUCGAUCCAGACUUCCCCACAUACUGAUCUUGUGGUGCAAUGGCCAGAUUAUGCAUUUCUUAGACUAUUAACCCAGAGAGCCAGGGCAUUCACCAAGUCUAAGCAACGUCCUGUCUUUCACGCGAGGUGUAGCUGAAGUAAUGAAGGGUGCCCAGAUUUUGAACGAAUAAGUCAUUUCCUUACAGACAAACUGAAAAUUGAGGCUCUCAAAGUAAUUUCAAAGCUAGAAAGGAAUACCGAGGCCGACAGGCAAAUUACAUCUUGCUAUGCCCACAGUAAGUUGUAAUAGUCUUUUACUCACUGUGUCACUUGAUGCAGAAUUCAUGAAGUUGCUUUAAUAAAUUAUUGUUUUGUUUCAACAAC